Molecule: messenger RNA, 674 nt
Organism: Somion occarium
Lineage: Eukaryota; Fungi; Basidiomycota; Agaricomycetes; Polyporales; Cerrenaceae
Source: the annotation of a GenBank genome assembly
GCCCCUGCUCCUCAGCUCCAUCUUGCACCCCCGUAUGUGUAUUUCAAGUACUCCGACUGCAGGUUCAAUCCAAUCACCCUCUUUAUUAAUUUACAAAACACACGUGGUGCCUUCUAUGAGAUGCUCCAAAACCGCGGCAAACGCGGUAAUACAGUACGGCGAGCAGCAUAGAAUUCUAUUUUCAACAGAGAUAUAGAGGACGGCUGUGCGCGCGAGUCAACGAAUAUCUGGUUGACUUCAGUCGUUGUCUACGAAUGGCCCGUUGUGUGGCACUUGAUUAUUCACUCUAGCGACUGAGUCCAAAGGUAUAAAACCCUGCAGCUCAACGUUGGAAAGAUGCAACAAGUGCAUCUUCACCUUUGCUAUCAAUUCAAAAAGCCAAACCAUUCUUUCUAUCAACAUGUUCUCCACCAAAGCUAUCACCUUUGUCACCGCCGCAGCGAUGCUUUUCGUCGGUCAGGUUCAGGCCGGUAUGAAUAUCCCUCGUGCCGCCUUGAUCGCCACUGACCCAGUCGCGGCGUGUAACCCCCCAAACAAUGAAGAUCACACAACAGGCUCGAGUUGCAAGUUCUUCUCUGGACCCUCUGACGAUUCCCCUGUUAUCUCCGGCACCUGUGUUCCCCAAGAUGGGACCCUCACCUGCGUCCAGUAAUUAAUGAACCUCUCUAAAUGUA